Entamoeba histolytica HM-1:IMSS is the source of this 690-nucleotide messenger RNA. RefSeq names its product HAD hydrolase, family IA, variant 3. NCBI's taxonomy places the organism in Eukaryota, Evosea, Mastigamoebida, Endamoebidae. The record is from RefSeq and is a predicted model, not a curated record. The transcript has a single exon. Bases 1 to 675 code for a protein of 224 amino acids.
AUGGAAGCUGUUUUGUUUGAUUUUAAUGGGACUUUAAUAUUUGAUACUCCUCUUCAUGCAUUUUGUUGGAAAGAAAUGGCAAAAAGAAUAAGAGGUACUCCAUUAAGUGAGGAUGAAUUUAAAUUAUUGAAUGGUAGAACAAAUAAACAAUUAAUUGAACAUAUUCUCAAUAAAGAAAUAAGUGAUGAAGAUGCAAAGAAAUAUGCUGAAGAAAAAGAAAAUUUAUAUAGAACUAUGUUAAUGAAAAGUGAUAUAAAAUUAUGUGAUGGUGCAAUUAAUCUUUUUGAGGCAUUAAAAAAAUGUAAUAUUCCUUUUACUAUUGCCACUUCAAGUGAUUGGGGAAAUGUUCAAGUGUUUAUUCAAAAAUACCACUUGGAAGAAUGGUUUGAUAUUGAUAAAAUUAUUUUUAAUGAUUUUACUUUUAAAGGUAAACCUGCUCCUGACAUUUAUUUAAAAGCUUCUAAGAAAUUAGGAGUUAGUAUUUCUCAUUGUAUUGUAUUUGAAGAUACUAUUUCAGGUAUUCAUUCUGCAUUAUCAGCUGGUGCUACUCCAAUAGGAAUUGCCUCAGAAAUGACUGUUAAUGAAUUACUUCAAAUUAAAGGAUGCAACCUGGCAAUUCACACAUUUAAUGAGAUAACAAUUGAGGAGAUGGUUGAUUUGAUUAAGAAUAAAUAAUAAAGGGUUUUUGAU